Volvox carteri f. nagariensis is the source of this 1287-nucleotide messenger RNA. RefSeq lists its product as uncharacterized. Gene Ontology annotation, cellular component: cytoplasm; TORC1 complex. Gene Ontology annotation, biological process: positive regulation of cell growth; cellular response to amino acid stimulus; positive regulation of protein serine/threonine kinase activity. Lineage: Eukaryota; Viridiplantae; Chlorophyta; Chlorophyceae; Chlamydomonadales; Volvocaceae. The transcript is spliced from 7 exons. Gene Ontology annotation, molecular function: protein-macromolecule adaptor activity. The record is from RefSeq and is a predicted model, not a curated record. The annotation marks the transcript as partial.
CUGGUGUCGAAAUGGCGACAGAAGGAGAAGCUCAAAACGACGAGCGUGGCGCUCGUGCUAUGUCUCAAUAUUGGUGUCGACCCACCGGAUGUGAUAAAAAUAUCGCCUUGUGCACGGCUGGAGUGCUGGGUGGACCCCAUGUCUGCACAGCCGGCAAAAGCCCUAGAACACAUUGGCAAAAACCUGCAGGCACAAUACGAACGCUGGCAACCGCGGGCUAAGUACAAGAUGCACCUGGACCCCACCGUGGAGGACGUGAAGAAGCUGUGCCUGAGCUGCAGGAGAAACGCGAAGAACGAACGCGUGCUGUUCCACUACAAUGGACACGGCGUGCCCCGGCCGACGGCGAACGGAGAGAUUUGGGUUUUCAACAGCCGCUACACCCAGUACAUACCACUGUCCAUUUACGAGCUGCAGAGCUGGCUGGGGACGCCCAGCAUUUACGUGCUGGACUGCUCUGCGGCCGGACUCAUCAUCAACGCCAUCCGCCAGCUCAUGGACCAGCGGAGCAAUGACGCGCUCAGGGGCAUGGCCGGGAUGUACGCCGGGGCCGGGGCGGGCAGCUCCGGGGCUCCUGACCACCUCAAGGAGAUCAUCGUGUUGGGUGCGUGCGGAGCCGGUGAGCAGCUGCCGCAAAACCCGGACCUCCCGGCGGACGUGUUCACGGCAUGCCUCACCACGCCAAUUAAGGUGGCUCUGCGCUGGUUCUGCUCUCGCAGCCUGAUGCGGCAUGACGGGCUGACGAAAGACCUGACCGACAGGAUUCCGGGCAAGCAGACGGACCGGAAAACGCCCCUGGGCGAACUGAACUGGAUCUUCACAGCAAUCACGGAUACGAUUGCGUGGAAUGUACUGCCGCGGCCGCUGUUCCAAAAGCUGUUCCGCUCGGACCUGCUGGUAGCGUCCCUGUUCCGCAAUUUCCUGCUGGCGGAGCGCAUCAUGACAGCGGCGGGAUGCACGCCGGUGUCGUACCCGCGGCUGCCGCCGACGCACCAGCACCCCAUGUGGCAGGCUUGGGACUUGGCAGCGGAGAUGUGCCUGGUGCAGCUGCCGACACUGUCAAGCGAUCAGCAGGCAGAGUUUACACCGUCGAGUGAGUGUUGGCAGCUGUCACGGGGGGAGUCGUAUUGGCGCUGUAAUAGCAGCGGUGUAUGCAGCUGUUGGGUCGGGGAGCGCUGGGGUUGCCGCUGUCCCGCCAUGACUGGGAUAGUAGUAAGAUGCCGUAAAACGACGGGUAAUACGGGAAUUACAGGGUGUCGUUAUGACGAACCUGGUCAUUGGUUUUAG